This is a messenger RNA of Lepus europaeus (European hare), 599 nucleotides long. It is a transcript of the gene FKBP2, whose product is annotated as FKBP prolyl isomerase 2. The record is from RefSeq and is a predicted model, not a curated record. Gene Ontology annotation, molecular function: peptidyl-prolyl cis-trans isomerase activity. Lineage: Eukaryota; Metazoa; Chordata; Mammalia; Lagomorpha; Leporidae. The transcript has 6 exons. Gene Ontology annotation, biological process: protein peptidyl-prolyl isomerization. The coding region runs from base 98 to 520 and encodes 140 amino acids.
GAGGGCGGCGUGGCCCGGCCUGGGAGUGACGAGGCCGCGCCUGCGCAGAGGCGGCAGCACGAGCGGGGUUGACUCCGGGGGCGCGGCGAGGAGAGACAUGAGGCUGAGCUGGGUCCUGACGGUACUGUCCAUCUGCCUGAGCGCCCUGGCCACGGCCACGGGGGCCGAGGGCAAGCGGAAGCUGCAGAUCGGGGUCAAGAAGCGGGUGGACCACUGUCCCAUCAGAUCGCGCAAAGGAGACGUGCUGCACAUGCACUACACGGGGAAGCUGGAGGAUGGGACGGAGUUUGACAGCAGCCUGCCCCAGAAGCAGCCCUUCGUCUUCUCCCUGGGCACUGGCCAGGUCAUCAAAGGCUGGGACCAGGGGCUGCUGGGGAUGUGUGAGGGAGAAAAGCGGAAGCUGGUGAUCCCGUCUGAGCUGGGGUAUGGCGAGCGGGGCGCUCCUCCCAAGAUCCCAGGUGGUGCAACCCUGGUGUUCGAGGUGGAGCUGCUCAAGAUCGAGCGCCGGGCGGAGCUGUAGCCGGGCCGGGCGGGGGCGGGGAGGAGCCCCCCUCAGGGACCAGACUGUUCAGAAAAAGAGAAACACCUUCAGAGCCUCA